Messenger RNA from Saccostrea echinata, 490 nucleotides. Its product is annotated as perlucin-like protein. The transcript is spliced from 5 exons. Lineage: Eukaryota; Metazoa; Mollusca; Bivalvia; Ostreida; Ostreidae. The record is from RefSeq and is a predicted model, not a curated record. Bases 12 to 479 code for a protein of 155 amino acids.
UUAAAGAGACAAUGGCAAACGUGUCUUUGAAGUCUUUAAUUAUAGUGUGUUCACUGCCUUUCAUCAGUGGUUGUUUUGUGGGAUGGUUGGGGUUCCAGGACAAGUGUUACUUCUUUAGCCAUACUACGGCCUCUUGGCCAGAUGCGGGAAGCACUUGUGCACAGCUUGGUUCUAAACUAGUUGAGCCAAGAACAAUGGAGGAGGCCAGGUUUCUUAUCAGCCACAGUCAGAGUUUAGAUAAAAGUUUUUGGAUGGGGAUGUCUGAUUUAGUGGAGGAGGGUAGAUGGGAAUACUCCUCUACGCAUGAUCGUGUAACACUUGACUUGUGGCAGCCCGGAGAACCAAAUGCCCAUACGGAGGAAAACUGCAUGGUCAUGUGGCAGGCUUUUUAUGGCAAAUGGGGAGAUUAUUACUGCUCUAAUAAGCUUUACUUUGUUUGUGAAGUCGAUACUGGAGAUCCUCUCCAGGUAGUGGGAUAAGAUGUAUGAUG